AUGCGGCGGCCCCGCCCCGCCCCGCCCCGCCCCGGCGCCCGCUCACCUCGCGCGUCUCGGCGUGGGCCGCCGGACCAGCCACCUCUCGGCGCCCCGGGCCUGGACCCCGCGCCACCCGCACCCCAGAUCCUCCAAGGCCUAGGCCCAUCCGCUCGCGGACGGGCCUGGGGAGCGUUGGCUCGCCUUCCGGAAGCGCCUGGGAUCUUUGGGGCCACACACCCUGCGACCACUUUUCAAAUCCUGUUUAAGGACAGUAACCGUCACCAGGGGAAAAUAACAAAGGAAACAAAGUAUCUGGUCAGCGGGGAAGGUUUCCACCUGUGCAUCCUGUUUGCCAGCGAGCCUGCCGGCCCCUGUGGCAAUCCACCCAUUGUGUUUCCAUCAGCGUCAGGUGGCUGGAAGGGGCCCCUGCAGAGCUUCCAGGCCCGGCCCGAUGACCUGCUCAUCAGCACCUACCCCAAGUCCGGCACCACCUGGGUGAGCCAGAUUCUGGACAUGAUCUACCAGGGCGGUGACCUGGAGAAGUGUCACCGAGCUCCCAUCUUCAUGCGGGUGCCCUUCCUUGAGUUCAGAGUCCCAGGGAUUCCCUCAGGGAUGGAGACUCUGAAAGACACAGCAGCACCACGACUCCUGAAGACACACCUGCCCCUGGCUCUGCUCCCCCAGACUCUGUUGGAUCAGAAGGUCAAGGCAUCUGAAGAAGCCUCUCUCAGGGCAUUGGAAAGUCUGAUGACAGAAUUUUUUCACGAUUGUACAACCAAUGAAAGAAAACGUGAGAUAGAGGAGCUUCUUAAUAACUUUGCCCAGCAAAUAGGAGCCUGGAGAUUCUGCCUGUACUUUCUCUCCAGCACUAGGAAUGACUAUGUAAUGAUGUACAGUUUAACAGUUUUUGAGAAUCUGAUCAAUAAAAUGUGGCUUGGGGUCCCAUCUCAGGAUAAGAUGGAAAUCCGUAGCUGCCUGCCCAAACUCCUUUUGGCUCACCAUAAAACCUUACCUUACUUUAUCCGGAACAAGCUCUGCAAAGUUAUUGUUGAUAUUGGACGUCAGGAUUGGCCUAUGUUCUACCACGACUUUUUUACUAACAUUUUACAGUUGAUCCAGUCCCCUGUGACAACCCCCCUUGGGCUGAUCAUGUUGAAGACAACUUCAGAAGAGCUGGCUUGUCCCCGUGAGGACCUCAGUGUGGCUCGGAAGGAGGAGUUGCGGAAGCUGCUACUGGACCAGGUGCAGACAGUGCUUGGGCUACUGACAGGUGAGCAGUAUGGUAGUGCCCAGAGAUAGAGGCCUGCCCGCAGGCACCCAGAGUUCAGGCCUUGGCACUCAGCAGCUUUGAGCAGUUGUUUGCGCUGUUUCUGAGAUAGCAUGAAAAUGGGAAGCUGCGUUCCCAACACCUAUAGCCCAGGGUCUAG
This is a messenger RNA of Gorilla gorilla gorilla (western lowland gorilla), 1409 nucleotides long. RefSeq lists its product as uncharacterized. Gene Ontology annotation, molecular function: sulfotransferase activity; nuclear export signal receptor activity; small GTPase binding. The coding region runs from base 1 to 1281 and encodes 426 amino acids. The record is from RefSeq and is a predicted model, not a curated record. The transcript is spliced from 9 exons. Gene Ontology annotation, biological process: protein export from nucleus. Lineage: Eukaryota; Metazoa; Chordata; Mammalia; Primates; Hominidae.